CAACUUGGAAACCACGGUACAUAAAAACAUAUAUAUCUCUGCAUUGAGAUAGACUUGGAGCCCCAAAAAAGACAGAGUAAUCGUCAUGGGAAACUGCUGUGGAACUCCGGUAAACAACCACAGUAGUACUCCAAGCACCACCAAAUUCUCAACCCCAGCUGAAACAUCAAAAAAUAUUGGCAAACAAAGUGGUACGACACCAAGCAACAGCAAUGCGACGCAAAGCAGCAACGUCGUCGUGGAAAGAACCUUGGGUGAAACCGCUCAUGCCGCCGGAAGGGUCAUAACGCCCAAUCUGAAAGUGUACACUCUGGACGAGCUGAAGAGUGCAACACGAAAUUUCAGACCGGAUACGGUGCUAGGCGAGGGAGGGUUUGGAAGGGUUUUCAAGGGUUGGGUCGACGAAAACACGUACGCGCCGUCCAAGGUCGGCGUCGGACUAGCCGUUGCCGUAAAGAAAUCGAAGCCCGACAGUGGCCCCCAGGGCCAAGGGUUGCAAGAAUGGCUGGCUGAGGUGAAAUUCUUGGGGAAGUUCUCUCAUCCCAAUCUAGUUAAGCUCCUGGGUUAUUGUUGGGAAGAUAAACAAUACCUUCUUGUCUAUGAAUACAUGCAGAAGGGAAGCUUGGAAAACCAUCUUUUCAAAAGAGCUCCAGAACCACUUACAUGGGAGACGAGGCUAAAAAUAGCAAUAGGAGCAGCUCAAGGGCUUUUUUUCCUGCACACAACAGAGAAGUCAGUAAUCUACCGAGAUUUCAAGACUUCGAAUAUAUUGCUGGAUGGGGACUAUAAUGCAAAGCUUUCAGAUUUUGGGCUGGCGAAGUUGGGCCCAGCUAGUGGCUACUCGCACGUGACAACGCGUGUCAUGGGCACUUACGGCUAUGCAGCUCCCGAAUACAUUGCAACCGGUCAUUUGUACGUGAAGAGUGAUGUGUACGGAUUUGGAGUGGUGUUGCUGGAAAUGCUUACAGGCGAGCGGGCUCUCGACCCACAUAGAGCCAAUGGUUUGUCGAGCUUGGUGGAAUGGACUAGACCGUCUCUCUCCGAGAAGAGGAAACUCAAGAAAAUAAUGGACACAAAGCUAUGCGAAUAUUACCCACUUGAAGCUGCAUUCCAAGCAGCGCAACUAAUACUAAAAUGUCUGGCAUCAGACCCCAAACAUCGUCCAUCCAUGGAAGAAGUAUUGGAGGAAUUGAUAAAGAUCAGCGCCAUUGAGAUGACAGCAAAAGAGAAGAAAACUUCCAUCGCAAAGCAUGGUGCCAACAGACACCAAGAUCAGGAACAGACCAACAACCAUCGGGUCUCUCCUAAUCACCAAAAGCAUGCAGGCGUUUACGGUGGCGGAGGUACUAGAUCAGCUUAUCAUCUCUAGUUAGUGCAUGCAUCGCUUACAAAUUAGAAAUGAUAUUUGCAAUCAUAGAAUGCACAAACGUCGCACAUUCUUUUUGAAAAAAACGAGUAAAUAUGAUAUUGUUUUUAAUAAUGGACCCAUUCCUUUUCAAAAGGCGUGUGUGACAUUUACACAAUUCAUAAGUGUAUUUAGCAUUUGUACUUCCCUCCUCUUUUUUUUUUCAAGGGGAGACUUAGUAAUAUAGCAUGCAGCUUUGAGUUUUUAUUUUUGUGUAAAGAUAAUAAAAAUUACAAGAGAUUACCGAAAAUGCAGU
Molecule: messenger RNA, 1661 nt
Organism: Juglans regia (Persian walnut)
Lineage: Eukaryota; Viridiplantae; Streptophyta; Magnoliopsida; Fagales; Juglandaceae
Product: probable serine/threonine-protein kinase PIX13
Exons: 6
Coding region: 86-1369 (427 amino acids)
Biological process (GO): protein phosphorylation
Molecular function (GO): protein kinase activity; ATP binding
Source: RefSeq, a predicted model, not a curated record